This is a messenger RNA of Lingula anatina, 596 nucleotides long. RefSeq lists its product as uncharacterized. The record is from RefSeq and is a predicted model, not a curated record. Lineage: Eukaryota; Metazoa; Brachiopoda; Lingulata; Lingulida; Lingulidae.
UGUUUGCAGUUUCAUUUUUAAUCUGACGCUGUAAAUAUCGCUCUAAAUAAUGCCAGGAUACUGUUGUGUUCCGGAAUGUACAUCGUCAACAGGAGGUCAUUCUUUUCCGAAAGACACAAAGCUGAGUUACCAGUGGAGAGUUGCCAUCAGGAGGGUUGAUUCUACAUCAAAAACACUAUGGAAACCAAAGGCACAUGACAGUCUGUUUCCUCCACUUUCGUGAGGAAGAUUACAUUUCUACACUUGUACAUGAGAGAAAAAGACUGAAGCCAGGAACGAUACCAUCCAUAUUUCCAUUUAAUAAAGUGAAAGACGUACCAUCAUCACGUACUAGCCGUCUAGCUAAACGCCGCAAAGUAGGCCUAUCAGAUCCGGUGACAGUACCAACAGCUCCUGAUUAUAUUCAUGAAGUGGAGGUUGAGUCUCAAGCAGAUGAAGCAGUGGAAGACAAACAUGAAGACUGCCCUGGUGUGAGCCGAAAAGAAAGUACAUCUUCCCAGUGUGAUAUCAUUACACCAUCAGACACAAGAGAAAGCAUCAUGCUGUACCAGCAAAUGACCAGUUGCAAAAGAAUAAAUUUAUUUAUGUAUUUGUGA